Messenger RNA from Zea mays, 2454 nucleotides. RefSeq names its product putative DUF231 domain containing family protein. Bases 609 to 1976 code for a protein of 455 amino acids. The record is from RefSeq and is a predicted model, not a curated record. Gene Ontology annotation, molecular function: O-acetyltransferase activity. Gene Ontology annotation, cellular component: Golgi apparatus. NCBI's taxonomy places the organism in Eukaryota, Viridiplantae, Streptophyta, Magnoliopsida, Poales, Poaceae. The transcript has 5 exons.
CCACUUUCCACUCCCAACCCCACCAGACCUUCAACCGCUACAUUUCCGUCACUACCGGAGCCGCCACUCCCACGAACGCGCGGCGGAGCGGAAGCGAACCAGGUUCGUGCCUCUCUAUCUCCCACUCUUCAUUCCUUCGUACCGCCUCGCCGUUCUCGGAGAUCGGGGUUCGGCCACUGCGAAUUCCCGGUUGUUGUCGGGUUGGGGUUUGGGCGCCGUGUUUGGCGGGUGAGAUUAGAUUCCUGCUCCUGGCCGCUUCACUUCUUCCUUAGAAGAUCGCUCGGGGUUGGGUUCUUCUGGAUGUGAGGUGAUGAGGUGAGGCUUCAAUCCGUUCCUCCUCUAGCUCCGGUGGUUGGUCGUGCUGGCUCUCAGAAGAUGGGAGCUUCCCAAAGGAAAGCAGCCAUGGUGGCUAGGGUUUGCGUCGCCGGCGCAUUCUGAGAUGCGCUGCUGCUUGCGCGCGCGCGCACGCUCCAUCGCCCUGCAUCCGCCGUCCUCACGCGCCCAAGCUGCUCGUCGCCCCUCUCCAUCGCUGGGACCUGUCGGCAGCGGAUCAGUGACGCGGUCUGCACCUUACAUUUCCGCUGAAGAGCACAGGUAAAAAGAAAAGGAUGAGGCUUGGGAGUAUAAACGGCUUGCGGUUCACGCAGCUUAAACUUGUCAUCCUUGCGUUCUUCAUGUUGUUUGUUCUCUGGAAAUGGGAGAAGGGCUCGUCAUACUACGAUUCCGAAAUCCUCCAGCCAGAUCCGUUGGUUCUGACUCAUCCAGCUAACUUGAAGUUUGUAGACCAGCAUACAUCCCCAGAAGAAGACUUUUCAAGUGCAGAUCGAUCACACCGGUCAGUAGGUAAAGUAGAAAAGCCGGUUACUAGUGCGCUGCCACCAUUGUCUACGAUAGGCUAUUCUGUUGAUGUUGCAGAUGGGAAUGAAGUGCCACCUCCUGAGAAGAAAGAAUGCGAGUACAGGAAUGGAAAGUGGGUUUCUGACAAUCGUAGACCACUAUACUCAGGGUUUGGUUGUAAGCAGUGGCUUUCAGAGAGUUGGUCCUGCAGACUAACCCAGCGAAAAGAUUUCGCGUAUGAAAAAUUCAGAUGGCAGCCUGAAGCUUGUGAGAUGCCAGAGUUUGAGGCCUCCCAGUUCUUGAGAAGAAUGCAGGAUAAAACCAUCGCUUACGUGGGCGAUUCUCUAGGGAGGCAGAUGUUUCAGUCGAUGAUGUGUAUGGUCACUGGUGGAAAGGAGAGGCUGGAUGUAGAAGAUGUUGGCGCAGAGUAUGGCUUUGUGUUAGCGCCGGGUGCAAAAAGGCCAGACGGCUGGGCCUACCGGUUCCCGAGCACCAACACAACAAUUCUAUACCACUGGUCAUCAACGCUCUGUGAUUUGGAGCCCCUGAACCCAUCAGACCGAGCGACCAGUUACGCCAUGCACCUGGACCGCCCGCCUGCUUUUCUGAAGAGCAACCUCCACAGGCUCCACGUUCUGGUCCUCAACACCGGCCACCACUGGAACCGAGGGAAGCUGAGGGCGAACAGGUGGGAGAUGUAUCUCGGCGGAGCGCCGAACAGCGACAGGAACACCGCCGUCAUCUGGAAGGCCAAGAACUUCACCGUCCACAGCGUCGUCAGAUGGGUGGACACGCAGCUUCCCCGCCACCCCAAGCUGAAGGCGUUCUACAGGUCGAUAUCGCCCCGGCACUUCUUCAACGGUGACUGGGACACCGGAGGCAGCUGCGACAACACCAGCCCUCUGGCCAAGGGAGGGAGCGGCGUCCACCUCGACCGUUCGGAGGACGCCGACGCCGAGGGCGCCGUGAGGGGCACCGGGGUCAGGCUCCUGGACGUCACUGCCCUAUCGCGGCUGAGGGACGAAGGGCAUAUUUCACGGUACAGCAUCAAGGCCACUUCUGGCGUUCAGGAUUGCCUGCACUGGUGCCUUCCCGGCGUGCCUGACACCUGGAACGAGAUCCUUGCGGCCCAGCUAUAGCCUGUAGCUGAAUUUGAAGAUGCCAAGGGUUAUGUCGAAUUGUUUAUGGGUGAAGCUCGUAUAUACAGUAACUACCACGGAGUACUACGUCGUUGCCGGAGACCCAAUGCUGCUGGUAGUGAAACACUGAGCUGCAGUACAUUCUUUCGGGACCGUGCUUAACUGUAGAAAAUACAGGGCCUUUUUUUUGUGUAAGUACAUGUUGUGUUUGCCUACUGUUACCUGUGUACGCCAGUUGUUAAUUGGAGAACUGGAUUGAUAGAUAGUUUGGAAGUGUUGCCUGAGAGGUAGGGCAACGCAUCUUGCAGCAUCCAGUCCUUUGAGAACUCAUCUGUUAUGUACCAAACACGAACAGAGAGCAUCAUGCAUUGCUGAUCCAUGUGAUGUGGUUGUUGGUACGUUGAUUGUUGCUAGGUUCGUCCUCUCACCCCUUGUAUCACCAUUGUUUAUGGUACAUGUGGAAUCAUCUGGUAAGUUC